This is a messenger RNA of Panicum virgatum (switchgrass), 1405 nucleotides long. Its product is annotated as MLO-like protein 1. The coding region runs from base 1 to 1242 and encodes 413 amino acids. Gene Ontology annotation, biological process: defense response. The transcript has 12 exons. Lineage: Eukaryota; Viridiplantae; Streptophyta; Magnoliopsida; Poales; Poaceae. Gene Ontology annotation, cellular component: membrane. The record is from RefSeq and is a predicted model, not a curated record.
AUGCUGGUAGGGUUCAUCUCGCUCCUGCUCAGCGUGUUCCAGGGCGCCGCGCAGAAGAUAUGCGUCCGGGAGAGCAUCAUGCACCACAUGCUUCCCUGCCCGCUGCCGCCGCGUGCUGGUGCCAAGUACGGCGCUGCAGCGUUCACCGGCGUGCUGGGUGGUGCGAGGAGGCUCCUGGCUGGAGGCGGCGCCGCCAGUGACUACUGCCAGAGAAAGGGCAAAGUUCCAAUUCUCUCGGUUGAAGCUACGCAUCAGUUACACAUAUUCAUCUUUGUGUUAGCAGUCACACAUGUAGUUCUUAGUGCUAUUACAGCUAUUCUUGGAAUCGCACAGACAAGAAACUGGAGACGGUGGGAAGAACAGAUCCAACUCAAUAAUGACAGUGAUCCCCAGAUGAUCAAACACGUGCAGGAAUUCAAAUUUAUUCGAGAUCACGUUAAAGGGCACGGUAUUUGUUGGAAAAUACAUGGCUGGCUGAGGUCGUUCUUCAAACAACUGUACGGGUCAGUCACUGAGGAGGACUAUACAGCCAUGCGGCUUGGCUUCAUAACGAAACAUUGCAAGGGGCACCCGAAAUUCAAUUUUUACAAGUACAUGAUUAGAGCAUUCGAGGCUGAUUUCAAGAAAGUUGUUGGUAUAAGUUGGUACCUUUGGGCUUUGCUAGUGGUAUUGUUACUAUUGAACGUCCAUGGAUGGUAUGUCUACAUGUGGUUAUCAUUGGUCCCUCUCAUUUUGCUACUUGUCGUUGGAAGUAAGAUGGAACAUAUCAUUACUGAGUUGGCUGUCCAAGUUGUCCAGAAGCAUACAGCAAUAGAAGGGGACGUGGCUGUCACUCCCUCAGAUGAUUUCUUUUGGUUCCACCGGCCUAAAUUAGUCCUCCACUUGAUAGACAUUGUUCUGUUCCAAAAUGCAUUUGAGAUUGCAUUCUUCUUUUGGCUGUGGGUAACAUUUGGGUUCAAAUCAUGCAUUAUGGGAAAACCAGGAUAUGCUAUUGCUCGACUUAUAAUAAGUGCCGUCAGCCAGCUACUUUGUGGUUAUAGCACACUGCCUCUCUACGCUAUCGUCUCUCAUAUGGGAACUUCAUUCAAGAAAGCCAUAUUUGAUGAUAACGUAUCCGGAGGACUUGUCAACUGGGCUCAAAAUGCUAGAAGGCGUAAAGGAAAGAACGCAACAAAUCCAGAAGUUGGUGGCUCUUCUGUUGAUGGGAGAUAUGGUGGUGAUAUUCAAAUGACAAAUGCAUGAAAGGCUACUAAGAUAAUCUAUGUGAAUAAGAAAAACUACGUACUGCAUGAUGUCCUAUAGCGACCUUUCACAACUGGAUAUAGUACAUGCCAUAAAGGGAAUCAAGUUUGUUUGUGCUUCGAGUUUAUGAUUCUCCACUUGCACAUUUAAGGUUCUAGUUUUG